Blastomyces gilchristii SLH14081 is the source of this 871-nucleotide messenger RNA. RefSeq lists its product as uncharacterized. The record is from RefSeq and is a predicted model, not a curated record. The coding region runs from base 524 to 757 and encodes 77 amino acids. Lineage: Eukaryota; Fungi; Ascomycota; Eurotiomycetes; Onygenales; Ajellomycetaceae. The transcript has 2 exons.
UAUGUUAUAAGGACUCAAGAACACAAUUUCUGCUUUCUUCAUUUUGAAACACUAGGGUAGAGUGUUGACUAGAAGUACGAAAUUACUUAAGUGAACUCUUUCUUGACAGGGUGGUGCAAAUGAUGAGUUCUAUAUCAUUCAAGUUUAAUCACAGACUUGCCUCUGUGAGAUGGACUGUUUCAAUCCCAUUGAUUGAAAGCUCAACAAAAGCUGUUAGGUUACUUAGUUUUACAUAUUUCCGCUCCAGAACCUCUGAACUCUGCCAGCGGAAGUCUCACUAGUAACGAAAUUUGCUAGGGUACUCUGAAUGGAGGUUACUUCUAGAUGAUAUUGUGUCAGUGGACAUCUCCCUGCUUCGCUAUCCUGAUAUAAGUCCGUCGUUUGCUCGAAGGAUCGAAACACCCGGUGAUUAUCUACAUGUCAGACCAAUCCGUCUGGUUUCAUAAUCCUCCACCGUGUAGCUUCGUAGCUAGGGAACAUACAAUAAGACAACUCAUUAGCACCAACAGAUUAUAGUGUAACUAUGGGAGAUGCCAGUGCGUCCAUAGCUCCAGCUGUAAGCACCGCUGGCAAAAAGACCAGUAUCAUCAGACGUCAGAAAACAAGUUAUAUGGUAGGCGGCCCCGUGGCGUGGCGUAGCUGCAAGCAGAUAAAAUUGUCUACCGAAGCUGAAUAUAUCUCAUCUUCCGAAGCCGCCUACGAGCUUGUCCACCUCCGGGAGCUGCUAGGUGAUGCCGGAUUUGUCCUCUCCCACUGAAAUAAUUUGGAUGCUGAAGAUUGCCCUAUUACAACCCACACCCACACCCGCUGUCGAUGAUCUGGUUCAUACAAUUCAUGCUGAUAGUAAGUCCAUCAUAGAAAUAUCCUCUAG